AUGAAAUCACCUUUCUUUGGCCAUGUGCUGAUCUUCUUGAUGAUUUCUCUGUCUAGAUUUCCACAUGUAACUGCUUCCCUUCGCAGAUUAGGCACCAAUCUUACGUCCGUCACAUUCAUUGGAGACCUGCAUGCAGAUGUGGGCUGUGCCAAGGAAUGGGUUCAAAAGACGGGACUCGUCAACGUCACAUCUACACCCUAUAAAUGGCUUGGUGAUCCAGAGAACGAUGCAUUAGUCUUUCUUGGAGACUACGUCGAUAAGGGGUCAUCCUCUGCGUCCGUGUUGCAGUUUGUCAGAUCACUUCAGGAGACCUUUCCCGACAACAUCUUGACGAUACUCGGCAACCACGACUUUUUUCUGAUAUUGGACACUGCAUUGUCAUUUUCCAAAGAUAAUCCGCAUCCUCUUGGGUUCCCUUUCUAUGAUUAUGCCUAUUCAUUUAUGCAUCCAGAAGAAUAUUUGGAAUCCGAAUGGGUGGAAACUCGAACAGAUGACGAAGACAUUUAUGGUGUGCUCAUGACGGCACUUCAAAAUACCUAUGCCAAACGGAUGGAAGGCUCUGUACACCUAUGUGCACCAGAAUGCAAUAGCGAGGAACAAGUCAAUAUCUUUGAAACGAUAGCCCCAUUCAAAACAAACCCCGAGCUGGCAAAGAAAACCCAGGAUCGUCUCGGUACUUGGCGUUCCGAGUAUGCCAAAGGCUUAUUCGAUUCCGGACUAUUGAGAUGGAUGACCAAUCAACCACUAGUCGCCGUUGUUGGCGAUGCGCUGAUUGUGCACGGAGGAGUGUCCAAACAAGUUGUGAACUACAUGUCAUCCUUGUCGACUCAUUUUGACAUUGAUGUUGCCGAAGCCUUGCAAACACACAUAAACGAGCAGUUCCAAAAGUUUUUUGAGAGUAAUCUUAACAACGUGACUGGGCCAAACAUGAUAAAAGGGCGCAUGACUGCGGGAUAUUUAACAGAACUCAUUUUGGAUUUGGUCCAACAUCGUGGGUACUUUGACCGCAAAAGUGGCUGCAGUGAUGUCAAUCAUGUCAUUAGCACGGUGAAUUCAGAAGAAUUACCAAUCAAACGGGUAGUGGUUGGACACACACCAAACUCAUACGCGAGAGAACUGUGUGGUGGCAAGCUAUUGGCCAGUGAUUCUUCCUUGUCCAGAUCCUUUCGAGCCUAUGGCAACAUGUACUGCCCUCUGAGUAGUGAACGAGCGGCACAAUAUGCUAAAGGUGCCAGUUGCGGCGCCACACCAGAAGAUUUCUGCGAUGGAUCCAUUAGCAGAAUGACCCGACCAUCUGCAAACGAUCCAUGGCCGACGAAAAUGGAGAGAUACUUGCUUGAAGAGUUGACACCGCUUUCGGAACUCGUGAUGGAUGAAUUGCUAGAGGAAUUGUAA
Messenger RNA from Cylindrotheca closterium, 1395 nucleotides. NCBI's taxonomy places the organism in Eukaryota, Bacillariophyta, Bacillariophyceae, Bacillariales, Bacillariaceae. The record is from the annotation of a GenBank genome assembly.